AUGGGUCAGGAUCUACUAGCUGCGAGCUACAGCUAUUCUCUGCACCAAUCGUACUACUCGGAUUCGGCCGUGGAGGAACGUCUGUUUAAGGUUCCCAAGUACCACUUGGUCAGGAAUUCGGAUCAUUUCUCCAGUCUCUGCAGCCUCGCAGAAACCUGUCCAGGGAACGAUCCUGACGCAUCGAUUCUGAGCUUGCCCGACUCUGAAACGUCGGCCCAGAACGCAAUCGCCCUCCCAGGUGUCACAGCUGACGACUUUAGUAACUUCUUAGAGGCAUUAUACCCCAGAACAAUCCAAAGGGUGCUAACCCUAACCAAGGAGCAAUGGCUAUCCGUUCUGAAGCUUUCCACCUUGUGGUACUUCAAAGAACUUCGUCGACUCGCAAUCGAUCACUUGGAGGCCUGGUCCCCGAGCCUCACGUCGAUUGAAUUAAUCCAACUCGGAAAGGAGUAUGCCAUCUCCAACUGGCUCCUUCGCGGCUACCAUGCACUCGUGAACCAGAACGGCGUCAUAUCCCUCGAGAGCGCAAAGGCGAUUGGGAUGGAGUCAGCCAUUCGAUUGUACACUCUACGCUCCAGAACCGAGUGGGUUUGUCGGAACGAGGAUUAUCUGGAGCAGGAGUUUGCCGAAGAAUUGGGCGGGGUGCACGAACAGGAAAGGCGCCAUUAUGACGAGAGGGGCUGGUUAGCUCCGCAACAGGGACGGGUUGAGGAGAGGGCGAAGUUAAAGACAGAGCAAGACGAAAGGAAGAAGAUUCGCACCGAGCAGAAGCGUUGUUCCGACCAGGAAAAGGCGAAGAAGUUGGCCGUCGCCAAGGAGGAGCGAGAGAAACUCGAAGCCCAGUGCAAGGCGCUCGCCAGGCGUCUGGAGUCGGAGGUGGAAUCGAGGCUCGCCGCCGAAGUCAAGUUGGAACGGGAGACACAGCGAGCGAGCGAGUACAAAGCACAAUAUCAGGCACUUAAGAAAACACUGCGCUCUGAACAAGCUUCGAAUGCGGCGAAGAUUUCUCAAGGGAAAGACGCCAUCGACAAAGCCACCAGGGAGAGGGACAGCUACAAGCGCAGGUGCGACGAGCUCUCAAAGCAAAAAGUGGUGCAUACCCAGCCGUACUACUAUAUCCCACCGCAUUUUCGGACUUCCCACCACACCUCCGGAUCUCAGCCCCUCGCACCUCAAUAG
Coprinopsis cinerea okayama7#130 is the source of this 1179-nucleotide messenger RNA. RefSeq lists its product as hypothetical. The record is from RefSeq and is a predicted model, not a curated record. The transcript is spliced from 3 exons. NCBI's taxonomy places the organism in Eukaryota, Fungi, Basidiomycota, Agaricomycetes, Agaricales, Psathyrellaceae. The coding region runs from base 1 to 1179 and encodes 392 amino acids.